This is a messenger RNA of Limanda limanda (common dab), 1080 nucleotides long. RefSeq lists its product as uncharacterized. The coding region runs from base 64 to 393 and encodes 109 amino acids. Lineage: Eukaryota; Metazoa; Chordata; Actinopteri; Pleuronectiformes; Pleuronectidae. The transcript has 5 exons. The record is from RefSeq and is a predicted model, not a curated record.
CACGGGGACGCGCACAGCUGAGAGGAAAACAACGUGAGAAGCGGAUGAGGACAGAAAGCAACAAUGUGGACGGAGGAGGAGAAGAAGAACCAGAGUGAAAGUUCCACCAUCGCAGCCGGAGACAGCUCGAAGAUGGGCGACCCAGAUCUGACAGGGCAGCUCUUCCAGGCAAUUCAGCAGAGAAACGGUUCAGCCGCAGCGGUCACUCUUCCCUCCAGCACAGAGGACCCUUCAACCACCAUCAGUGGGAUCAUCCCCGGUGCGAUCGCAGCCGCGGUGUUCAUCACUUUUCUCCUCGCUCUCUACGCCGUCCUGUGGAAGUGCAUGGUGUCGCCACCACAACGAAAGCACAGCAAGGUGAGGGUGAGACUGCAGCCGAGGAGUUCUGUGUGAACACCGGCGCUCUGGCUUGUCUGCCCAGCAGGUUAUUUUGGAUCGUAAUGGUGCGGACUUUGCCCCCCCCCAGUCAGGGAAAAGCACCAGACUGACAUUAUACCACUGAAGAGGAUCCUCCUAAUGGAUCCAAAGAUCAAACCACUGAGGUUUGACUGAACUGGAACUUUACUGUGGCUCCAUGAUGACGUGAAACUCUUUUUAUUACCAGGUCCGAUUGUGCAGCUUUUAGUUUUUUUUCUGUGGACUCUGCACUACUGAGGAACGACACAGCUCGCUCCACUGACCAACAAACUGUGUAUGACUGAGAGAGGCCUGAUAUUCACUGUAUAUAUGUACAUAUUUUAUAGCUGCACCAAAUGGACAGUUGCCUUUUAAACACGUCGUCCAUUCCUACCUUUUAUUUCUAAUGACAUCACCAGGUUCCAUCUACAUCCAUUUUAUUCUCUAGUCUAAGAUCUAUUGGAAAGUCUCCUAAAGCUGUGAGGAUGUCCAGGAGGGUUUGAGACCUGUACUGUGGAAAUCUUUCACUUCAAAUUUGCUUUAAGAUUUUUCCUUUUUCCGUUUUGAAUCCACAUUUAUUCAAUUUUCUCAGGAUGAUGUAACUACUGAAACAAUGACUCUAUAAUAAACUGAGUGUAAAUAUAAAUAAACAGUGUCUGUAUCACCACUUGGUAAAAUCUCGAA